Molecule: messenger RNA, 2861 nt
Organism: Lepidothrix coronata (blue-crowned manakin)
Lineage: Eukaryota; Metazoa; Chordata; Aves; Passeriformes; Pipridae
Gene: LIN28B
Product: lin-28 homolog B
Exons: 5
Coding region: 1494-2300 (268 amino acids)
Molecular function (GO): nucleic acid binding; zinc ion binding
Source: RefSeq, a predicted model, not a curated record
GAACGGAUCCUUUACUCUAUGCUUGCAUAUUUCAUUAUGUUGCAUAAAUAAUGCAAGUAAAUCUGAAAGACACAAAAGCCACAUAGCCACAGGUUGGCAGAACAAAGAAACAGAUACAAGAGAUUGGGCUUCAGUGCUUGAAGGUGUAAAAGCAGAGCUAGGUUUAAUACAUGGCAAAAGUCCACACAAUUCCAGUGGAAAACUAAGUUAGUACAAAAGAAGAGGAACUGAAUCAGCUUGCCAGUGUUGUUGGACUGAAAAGAAAGAUUCUGCUACCCUGUCUUCUGAUUUGUGUUGUUGGAAAGGAUUGAGGAUAACUAACUGUAGGGGAAGAGAAGUUAGAGAGAAAUUUGGUUUUCAUUUGACUUUGGUCAUUCUUGUUCUUACUUUGCUCACUCCUAGUAGGAUAUCUAAUUUAUUUUUUUUUUUAAUAAGAGAAUAAGAUAACUGUACAGAUGUGCUUUUAAAUUGAAAAGAAGACAAAACUCAGAUUUCUCAGAGUAGAGAACUGGGCUUAUAUCUAAACAAAAUAUCAUAUAUCAAAACCCCACCAUUUUUGGUGGGGUUUAGUUAAGAUAGGUUAUUCAAAAAGACAGUAGAGGGUGACAAGAGGACAGGCUUGUGGCAGGUGAGUUUGUGCAUGCUCUUAUCCAUCUUUCAUUUGGUAAACAAACUGGGCAGCAUAAGUAACAAACUUACUGCAAACCCAAGGUAUUUUUCUUCAUGCUUUCUGCCAUCUGCAGUGCUUUUUUCUGCAUUAUAUUUUUAUUAGCAUUCUAUGAAAUUAGCCAGGCCUUUCUCAACUAGACCAAAGGUACACCUUCCAUGAAGUUUCAGUCGAGUCACACAUCUGUAUUUAUAUGAUGGACUGGUUUUGUUCAGAUUGAGACCUAGAAUUUAAUACCAUUACUAUGCAGUUUUAUCACUGACAUAAUUGAAAGCAUUUUCUUUUGAUAUUUAUAAAUUGGCAUUGAGUUACAAUUUAGACCAUGAAAGAAUCCUGUACAAUUAUUUUAUUGGGGCUUUUCCCCUUAAUCAUAUACAAGGUAUGACUGGAUUGCUUAAUAUGUACAAUUUAAGUAUAGUAAAGACAAGUUGCUAGUUCUUAGGUUACCUAUUGCAAUUAAUUAUUGAUAAAGGAAACAAACACCUUCAAAUAUUCUGCAAAUCUGUGUCUUUUCCCUCUGUUGUUAUCAACUGCAUAGUUUUCAUAAGAAACCAAUGAAAGGGUCUUUACUGGUGCUAGGGGAAGAAAAAAAAAAAAAGCAGUGGCUGAUUUUUUAUCUUACGCCUUGGUUAUCUCAUUGUGGUUCUGAUGAGCUAGGUAAGUCUCAAAGAGUAAGUUUAUAGGUCACUUCAUAGAGUCAAUGCCCUGGCAUUCUUGGCCUCCCAAUGAGCUGUUAAACUGGAGAAGUAGUAAUUAAAUAUGGUACUCUGGUACAAUGCACACGGUACUGACUCCAGCUCUCUGAUUUUAGGUUCCUCAGAAGACGAUGAGGUCAUUCAAGAAGGUCUCCUCAUGCUCAGGGGCGAGUAAAGGUGGAGACGAGCCCGGAAAGUUGCCGGAGCAGGAAGAAGAGGAGGAAUCCCAGGUUUUGCACGGAACCGGCCAUUGCAAAUGGUUCAAUGUGAGAAUGGGAUUCGGGUUCAUCUCCAUGAGCAACCGAGAGGGAAGCCCCUUGGAGUCUCCAGUUGAUGUCUUUGUACACCAAAGCAAGCUUUACAUGGAAGGAUUUAGAAGCCUAAAAGAAGGAGAACCAGUGGAAUUUACUUUUAAGAAAUCUUCCAAAGGCCUUGAAUCAAUACGGGUAACAGGCCCUGGUGGGAGCCCCUGUUUAGGAAGUGAAAGACGACCCAAAGGGAAGACAGUACAAAAAAGAAAACCAAAGGGAGAUAGAGUUACGCAGGCUGCCUGUGACAGAGAAAGAAGAUGCUACAACUGUGGUGGCCUCGACCACCACGCUAAAGAAUGUAGUCUACCUCCGCAGCCAAAGAAGUGCCAUUACUGUCAGAGCAUCAUGCACAUGGUGGCUAACUGCCCCCAUAAAACUGUCUCACAGCAACCCACUAGUUCUCAGGGAAGACACGAAGCUGAACCGCAGCCUUCCACUUCUGCCUUCCUGAGAGAAGGAGGAGGAAUGCACGGCUACUCGUCUCCAUCAUACUCUCAGGAAGGCAGGUUGGAGGUCUUGGAGCGCUCAGGCAGGUCACCACAGGAAGCUUCGUCGAGUAAGUUGUCUGCAUCGCCUGAAGAACCAAACAGAAAGGGGCCUUCUGUUCAGAAAAGGAAAAAAACUUAAUACAUUUGUCAUAAUGUUCCAUUUUCUUUACCCUCUUGGGAUGUCUACCUCAUGCAAGUACAGGGGAAAUAAUUACAUUAUCGGUAGCUGACCUGGAAUUUUAACUACUGUUGAGUAACUGUGAAUAUUUUUUUUCUUUAAUAGACAAAUCACUCCAAGCAAAAUACAUUUGAGCAGGGUGCAUUAUGUCUGUAUGUGUGUAUGAGUGUGCAUGUGCGUGUAUGUAUGUGUACAUACCUAUAAAUAUAUAUUUUUCCAUCAGACCAUUCUCCAACUCCCACAAGACAUUACUGUGAAGCAAUAGGCACAGUAUCCACAAACGUUCCUGAACUCAUUCCUAGAACCCGUUUCCAAACAUGUUCAAAAAACAAACAAGAAAACCCAAAAAAAUCUCACUCAGAAAUAAACCAAACCUGAUAAAACACACCCAGAACUGAGACUGAGACUGUUACUUCUCUUGUAAAUGAAAGAAUACUUUCAUAUUUUAAAGCUGCCAUAUGGUACUAAAGAUACUAAGACAUCCCCCAUGCCAUCAAUUUGAGUUAUUUUCUUUUUAUCUCC